Molecule: messenger RNA, 6757 nt
Organism: Cyclopterus lumpus (lumpfish)
Lineage: Eukaryota; Metazoa; Chordata; Actinopteri; Perciformes; Cyclopteridae
Gene: agrn
Product: agrin
Biological process (GO): multicellular organism development; cell differentiation; G protein-coupled acetylcholine receptor signaling pathway
Molecular function (GO): calcium ion binding; laminin binding
Source: RefSeq, a predicted model, not a curated record
UGGUCAUGGGUUCCCAGCGCACACUCGGGGCCGGCCGGACGGCGCUGCUUCUGGCGGGGCUGCUCGUGGCUCUGUGGCACCGCUGCGCCGCGAGUUGCCCGGAGAGAGACCUGGAGAACAGGGAAGAGGAGGCCAAAAUAGUUUUGACCGGCACCGUGGACGAAAUAAUCAACAUGGACCCGGUGCACAACACCUACUCUUGCAAGGUCAGGGUGUGGCGCUACCUGAAAGGCAAGUCCGAUGUCAACCGCGAAAUUCUCCUGGACGGCGGCAACAAGUUGAUGAUUGGCGGCUUCGGCAACCCCGGGAUCUGCGACAACCGGGUGGCCACGGGCGACACGCGCAUAUUCUUUCUCAACCCGGCCCUGGAGGCCAUGGGGCCGGAACACAAGAACGAACUCAUGCUCAACUCAAGUAUGAUGAGGAUUACCCUCCGCAACCUGGAGGACGUGGAGCACUGUGUGGAAGACAAACCUCCUCACUUCACGCCGCCGCAGCCUCCUGAUGGCUGCAGAGGGAUGCUGUGCGGCUUCGGCGCUGUAUGUGAGCGUGACCAGGCGGACCCGGCCAAGGCCGAGUGCGUUUGCAAGAGGGUGGACUGUCCGUCCUUGGUGGCGCCCGUGUGCGGCUCGGACUCGUCCACCUACUCCAAUGAGUGCGAGCUGGAGAAGACCCAGUGCAACACGCAGAGGCGCAUCAAGGUUCUGCGCAAGGGGCCAUGCUCUCUGAAGGACCCCUGCACCGACGUGACCUGCAGCUACGGCAGCAGGCACCUGCAAUCCAGUCGUCGGACCGCCUCAGUCGGCGAAGGUGCAUGUGUGCCCUCGGGCUGCGACGGCAGGCGCGAGCAGACGGUGUGCGGCAGCGACGGGGAGGACUACCGCAGCGAGUGCGAGCUCCACCAGCACGCCUGCAAGAACCAGAAAGAACCUGCGGGUGCAGGUACCAGGGGGCCCUGCGACCCGUGCAAAGACAGCGAGAACAACCUGAGCACGAUGUGCCGGGUGGAGGCUCUCACCCGCGAGCCCCUCAUCUUCGCCCUGCCGGAGUGGUGCACCCCGGGCAACGAGCCGCUGUGCGCCAGCGACGGCCAGACCUACCGCGAGUGUGCCAUGGGAGCAACGGGCAUGCAGAAAGGCAUCAAGCUCCGGAAGAUCCACGUGGGCCGAUGCAGGAGGCUGGAGCACUGCCAGGAGGAGUGUCUCUUCAACGCCCUGUGCGUGGUGGAGCAGCAGAACGCCCGCUGCUCCUGCGACCCCAUCGAGUGCGACGGCACCUACAAGCCCGUGUGCGGCAAGGACGGACGCACCCACACCAACGACUGCGCCCGGCACAAGGCCGAGUGCCUGGGCAAGACCCUCAUCCCCAUCAAGCACCCGGGGCCCUGUGAUCUCAGCAUACCGAGCCCCUGCCGGGAGAAGGUGUGCGACCACGGGGCGGUGUGUGUGGUGAAGAACGACGAGCCCGUGUGCGAGUGCCCCGAGGCCUGCCCGCAGACCUCCGACCCCGUGUGCGGGUCCGACGGCCACAGCUACGGCAGCCCCUGCGAGAUGCGGGCGAUUGGCUGCGCCCUGCAGAGGGUCAUUCACAUCCAGCACAAAGGGCUCUGUGAUGAGGCUUGUGCCAACUGCUCCUUCGGGGCAAUCUGCGAUGAACAGAGCGCGAAGUGUGUGUGCGCAUCAGAGUGCGUGGACUCCCACCAGGCCGUGUGCGGCAGCGACGGCGGCACCUACGGCAGCGAGUGUGAGCUGCACGUGCGGGCCUGCCAGCAACAGAUGGACCUCCGAGUGGUCAGCCAGGGAGAGUGCAAAACAUGCGGCAGCGCUGUUUGCGCCUGGGGGGCCCGGUGCGUCCAGAACAAGUGCGAGUGCCCACAGUGCUCCGGCGAGGCCUUCUCCCCGGUGUGCGGGAGCGACGGCACCACCUACGACAACGAGUGUGAACUCCGCACGUCCUCCUGCAUGCAGAGGAGGAGAAUCGAGGCGGCGAAGCCCGGCAGCUGCGAUGAAGACUGCGGCUCAGGAGGGUCGGGCUCGGGCGCGGAGAGCUGCGAGCAGGACCGCUGUCGCGUGUUCGGAGGCUCGUGGGACGAGGACGCGGAGGACGACCGCUGCGUCUGUGACUUCAGCUGCCACAGUGUGCCACACAACUCGGUUUGUGGCUCUGAUGGAAAGAAUUACAGCAACGAGUGCCAGCUGAAGAAGGCCAGAUGUGAGAAACAAGAGAACUUGUUGAUUCAGAACCAGGGACCCUGUGCAGCAAUUUCAGCCACAUCUCUGCCCGAGCCGACGCCCCCCCAGCACUGCAGUCUGUCCGUGUACGGCUGUUGCCACGACAACUCGACGGCUGCCCUGGGAGUCGGACUGGCCGGAUGUCCCAGUACCUGUCAGUGUAAUGUCUACGGCUCCUACAAGGGGACAUGCGAUCCGGCCACGGGCCAGUGCUCCUGUAAGCCGGGAGUCGGGGGACAGAAGUGCGACCGCUGCGAGCCGGGCUUCUGGAACUUCCGUGGCAUCGUGACAGAGAACAUGAGCGGCUGCACACCGUGCAACUGCGACGCCACAGGCUCGGUCCGGGACGACUGCGAGCAGAUGUCGGGCCUGUGCUCCUGCAAGACAGGAGCGAAGGGCAUUAAGUGCAACGUGUGUCCAGACGGAAGCAAGAUGGGCAUGUAUGGCUGCGACAAAGGUCCCGAGGCCCCGGCGUCAUGUGACGACCUGGUGUGCAGCUUCGGAGCCACUUGCAUUGAGGUGAACGACCAAGCCCACUGCGAGUGCCCCCCGCCCGACUGCGACGAGAGAAACAAAACCAAGGUGUGCGGCUCGGAUGGGGUGACCUACGCCGACCAGUGCCAGCUGAGGACCAUCGCCUGCAGGCAGGACAAGGACGUCGCGGUCCAACACUUUGGACAGUGCACAGAAACCAUCUCUGAGCCGGCAGACCGACCCACCCCCAACCCCCCCGCCACCGCCGCCACCACCAUCACCACCACCCCGGCACCAUUCCACCCAAACAUGGUGGAGGCCCUCCCGCCUCCGAGGACGGAAGAGACCGAGACCACCGGGCGGCCCCCGGCCACCACCCACUCCUCCACCCUCAUGCACAACCGAGCAAACUCCAUCCACAACCAGCCCCCGCAGCCCGACGCCGACACCGACUCCUCUCGCGGCCGCCCCGCUCCCUCCGCCACCGCCGUCAGGUCCUUCGAGGACUCGGGCAGCGGCGAGCCAAGCGGGGACGAGCAGAUCGAAGAAGAGGAGGAGGAGGAAGAGGAAGCAGGUAGCGGCAUCCCAACGGAGGCCAGUGGGGCCGAGGAGCCUGUCGGUCCCACGCUGGCAAGCACCGUCGUACCCUCGGCUGAGGACAGGUCGUCCUGUGACAACGCGGAGUUCGGCUGCUGCCCCGACGGCAGGACGCCGUCCAGCACCCCGGAGGGCGCCAACUGCCCCCCCACCAUGAGGUUCAGCGGGUUCUUGCACUUGGACCAAGUGGAGGGCCAGGAGAUCUUCUACACCCGCGAGAUGGAGGACCCCAAGUCGGAGCUGUUCGGAGAGACGGCCCGCAGCAUCGAGAGCGCCCUCAACGAGUUGUUCAGGAAGUCGGACGCGCACAAAGACUUCUUGAGCGUCCGGGUCCCAAACCUGGCGCCCAGCAACUCCAUCCUGGCCUUCGUGGAGGCCAACUUCAAGCCAGAUACGAGAUACACGGUGGAGGACAUCAAAGGAGCGCUGCUGAAACAGCUGAAGGCCUCCAGAGAGACCAGCAUCGCCGUGAAGAAGCCGGAGGACGAGAACAUUCACUUCACCAAUUAUGGCCUCUCCUCCAUCCCCUUAUUCACCACCACCACCACCACUGCGGCGUCAGUCACCACAGCUGCCCCCACCCCGACCACCACCACCAUCACCGCCACCGCCGCCACCACCGCCACCACCGCCACCACCGCCACCACCGCCACUACCGCCACUACCGCCACUACAACCACCAGGCCUCCGCCGACCUCCCCGUACAUCACCCGCCGCCCGCCAGGCACAAGCCGCAGGCCUCACAACGGCAGGCGUACCACCACCACCUCCGCGCCGGUCACCACACCGCUGCCGACCACCUCCACCACCAUGGCGGCAGUCACCACGACCGCGCCGCAUCCGGCGACCACCGCCGCUCACGUCAGGGGCAGGCUCCACCACAAGCCGCAGAAGCCCUGCAGCUCCCACCCGUGCCUCCACGGGGGCACCUGCGAGGACGACGGCAACGACUUCAGCUGCAAGUGCCCCGCCGGGCGAGGAGGCUCCGUGUGCGAGAAGGUGAUCCGAUACUUCAUCCCGUCGUUCGGGGGCCAGUCGUACUUGGCGUUCCAGACCAUGAGCGCCUACCACACGGUCCGCAUCGCCAUGGAGUUCCGGGCGUCGGAGAUGAGCGGCCUCCUGCUCUACAAUGGCCAGACGGGCAAGAAGGACUUCAUCUCCCUGGCUCUGGUGAACGGCAAGGUGGAGCUCAGGUUCAACACGGGCUCGGGCACCGGCACCGUGGUCAGCAAAGUGCAGGUCACUCGGGGCCGCUGGCACCAGCUGGUGGUGACGCGCAACCGGCGCAACGCCAUGCUGAGCGUGGACAACGAGCCGCACAUCGAUGGCGAGAGUCCGCGCGGCACGGACGGCCUCAACCUCGACACCGACCUGUUCAUCGGCGGGGUGACCGAGGACAUAAAGCAGGAUGUGAGGGAGCGGACAGCGGUGGCCACUGGCCUCGUGGGCUGCAUCCGCUUGCUGGACGUCAACAACCGGAUGCUCAACCUGCAGGAGAGCGGCGGCGACAGCACGUACGGCAGCGGCGUGGGCGAAUGCGGCAACAACCCCUGCCAGCCGAAUCCCUGCAAGAACGGCGCGGCAUGCCAGGUCAAGGAGGCGGAGAUGUUCCACUGCAAGUGCAGCAAAGGAUUCUGGGGUCCAACCUGUGCCGACGUCCAUGACCCAUGUGAGCCCAACAGGUGCCAUCUGUCCUCCCAGUGCCAGGCGCUGCCCGAGGGAGGCUACAAGUGCGAGUGUCCCAUGGGGCGUGAAGGGAGGCACUGCGAGAAAGUGGCUGAGAGGAGAGGGGCUUACAUGCCACUGUUCAACGGAGACUCUUACCUGGAGCUGAAGGGGCUCCAUCUCUACGGGCAAGAUCUGCGCCAAAAGGUCAGCAUGACGGUGAUUCUCAUGGCCAAUGACUCCAACGGGUUGAUCUUCUACAACGGCCAGAAAACGGACGGGAAAGGCGACUUCAUCUCUCUGUCCCUCAACGACGGCGUCCUGGAGUUCCGCUACGACCUGGGGAAGGGACCCGCUACCAUCAGGAGUAAGGAACCGAUCCAGCUGAACGUGUGGAACACCGUGAACCUGGAGCGCUCCAACCGCAAAGGAGAGAUCUUGGUGAACAAGAAGGACCCUGUCCGAGGGGAGGCGCCGAACCUGCACGUAGAUCUUAACCUGAAAGAGUCUCUGUUUGUGGGCGGAGCUCCCGAUUACAGCCGACUGGCGAGAGUGGCCGCGCUCACGGAUGGCUUCAAGGGGACGAUCCAGGAGAUCAUCCUGAUGGGUUCCCCCAUCCUCAGAGAGGAGAACGCCCUGCGCUCCAGCGACGUGGCCAUGUUCCAGGACCACCCGUGUUCCCAGAAGCCCUGCCACAACGGCGGCCUCUGCAAGCCCGUGCUGGACAACUACGAGUGCCUCUGCCUGAAUGGUUUCAGAGGGGAGCGCUGUGAGAACACCGUCUACGAGAAGGCCGCCGGAGAGACCGAGGCCAUUGCCUUUGACGGGCGGACGUUCAUCGAGUACCACAACGCGGUCACGAAGAGCGAGAAGGCCCUGCUGGUGAACAAGUUUGAGCUGAGCGUCCGGACGGAGGCGACCCAGGGCCUGGUGCUGUGGAGCGGGAAGGGCGUGGAGCGCUCCGACUACAUCGCCCUGGCCAUCGUGGACGGACACGUCCAGAUGACGUACGACCUGGGCUCCAAGCCCGUGGUGCUGCGCUCCUCGGUGCGCGUCGACACCAACCGCUGGAUACGCAUCAAGGCCAGCAGAGCGCUCAGAGACGGCUCUCUACAGGUCGGCAACGAGGCAGCCGUAACGGGGUCAUCGCCUUUGGCAGCGACACAGCUGGACACGGACGGAGCGCUGUGGUUGGGCGGUCUGGAGGAGCUGGCGGUGGCGCGCCGGUUGCCCAAGGCCUACAGCACCAGCUUUGUCGGCUGCAUCAAGGACGUGGUGGUGGACGGCGUGGAGCUCCACCUGGUGGAAGACGCCUUAAACAGCCCCAAAAUAUUACACUGCUCCGCCGCCAAAUAAACCAGCAGAGACAGAAUAUAUUGAGAGAAACGGAGAAAAGAAAAAGAAAACCCUCCCACUCGCUCCCUCCAUAGCGCCCAUGUCUCCUGCUGUAAUUAUUUUCUAUUUUUGUAUACUUUUCAUCGCUUUUUAUAUGGAAAGAGAAUGAAUAUGUUUUAAUUUUUGUUUGAUAUAUUUUGUUCAUUUUUAAAAAAAAUUUAUCUGCAACUCCAUAAACAGAAACACACUUUUUCUUUCUUUUUCUUUUCUUAACUGCCCCUGGCCCUCCAUCUUUUUUUCAAAACGCAGACAUCUCUGUGAGAAUUUUUUUAUUCUUGUCAGUUUUGUUGUUUUAAAACAAACGCCAACUUACAAAAAAAGAAGAAGAAGAAGAAACGCCUGCUCCUUUUUCUCGCUCAUUCCUUGAACACCGAUGAUCUCUGGUUACUGCCUUG